Messenger RNA from Oryza brachyantha (malo sina), 1756 nucleotides. RefSeq names its product proline-, glutamic acid- and leucine-rich protein 1-like. Gene Ontology annotation, biological process: male meiosis II. The transcript is spliced from 5 exons. Lineage: Eukaryota; Viridiplantae; Streptophyta; Magnoliopsida; Poales; Poaceae. Bases 60 to 1493 code for a protein of 477 amino acids. The record is from RefSeq and is a predicted model, not a curated record.
CGAGCCACUCCAUCGCAUCCUCCCGCCGGGCUGCUCCUUUCCCCCGCAUCGCCGCCUCCAUGGGCUGCUUCCUCGCCUGCUUCGGCGACCGCCGCCGCCGGCGGAAGCCGCGGGGCCAGUCUCCGGCCAGGUCCCCGCCGCCGCGUCCAGACCAUGUUGCUCUACCCGGCAAGGCGUCGACGGCGGUGGAUGUGGGGGUGAAGGAGGAGGCGCCACCGCCGCCGCUGUUGCACGAGGCGAAGGCUUUGUUGCCGGCGUCACCGCCGCCCCUGCCGGCGGUGGUUGCGGAGGAGGUGGUCACCGGCGCAAGCCCCGUAAAGGAGCCAAGGGAGCAGGAGGCGUCACCUGCAAAUUCUUCGCUGCUGGAAAAGCAAGUAACACCGCCACUCUCCCCGGUGAUGCGCUCACGUAUGGUGAAAACAGUUGUACCCACUGCUGAUCCAGAACUUAGGGAGGUGGGUGGACAAAAGAGCCGCAGCAGUGGCAAGAAGAAAGUAACUUUCGACAUGAAUGUUAAGGCAUAUGAAAAUACUAUACCGGCUGACCAAGAGGAGGAACCACCAGUGCCUGCUAGUAUGGUAGAAAAUGAAGAUAGAAAACAUGUGCAAAGGGAUGUGCAACUCCCGGAGAAUCACCGUUACCGGAAUUGCUCAGACAGCGACGAAGAAGAAGUUGAGGAUGGUGAGGAUGACAACUAUGGUGAUGAUACUGAUGAAGAAGAGGAGGAUUUUGUGGACUGCAAGAUUGAUUUAGUAGAUGAAGACGAACUGUACACUGAAGAUAGCAAACAGGAGUCUCAUGAGUCUCUUUUCUCACUGCAAAUGUAUAAGGAUCAGCAGAAUGACAAUGAAAUCAGCAGCCCUGCACCGAAGAGCAGUGGUACCUCUGUAGAGGAACAAAGCCCUGUAAUUCAGAGAAACAAUCUUCGCGACAGAAGCCAGUAUGUCCGUCCUGUGCUGAAUCCAGUUCAGAAUAUGUCACAGUGGAAGGAAGUUAAAGCCCAAGCAGCACCAGCUAAAAAAUUGGACAAGGAGAACGUAAAUUCAGUACCAAACAUAAGCGCAACACCUGAAACUUCUAGCAAGAGGGAAGUUUCUGUGGAUGCAAGCCUCUCUACUUGGUUGGUUUCCUCAGAUAACUCAACGGUAGACAAGGCACAAAGUAGAUCUCCCCGUUCCAUUUCUACUGUAAACCGAGAUGAAAGGCCUGUGCUGGGUGCUUUGACAGUUGACGACCUUAAGCAAUCGUCAGCUACAUCAUCUCCACGAAGGUCUCCCAGCCAUAACCGUGAAGAGGCACCAAUCUUUGGUACAGUGGGAAGUUACUGGAGUAGCACCAAGCAAGACAAUGCGCACUGCUCUUCUAAAUCAGAUUCAGGAACCAAUGGUAUCCCCAAUACGACAAGCAAAUACAGAGAGGACAAAAGGGUAAACUGGCACUCAACUCCCUUCAAUGUCAGGCUGGAUAGAGCACUGAAGAAAUCCUCUGCAUGAGCUUGUUUCUAUUCGUUUAAGCAUUUCAAAAUUUUCAUGUGUGCCACGUCCUUGUCUGUUGUCUACCUUGUAAGAAUGUGUGUAAGAUUUGGAGUGUGAAGCCAAUUUCAUUUUUAUGUACAUGAAGAUGCAUAAGUUUUAGAUUUUGGGCCUGCUCGCGUGUUUGCAAAUAAUCGUGAAAAGACCACGCUGGUUAUUGCCCAUCUUUUCAUGUGUUCUGUGUUCAUACAUUUAUGCAUAGUCCAAUGCAAUCCUGGAUCUGA